This is a messenger RNA of Anopheles cruzii, 778 nucleotides long. Its product is annotated as peroxisomal membrane protein 11B-like. Gene Ontology annotation, biological process: peroxisome fission; regulation of peroxisome size. NCBI's taxonomy places the organism in Eukaryota, Metazoa, Arthropoda, Insecta, Diptera, Culicidae. Gene Ontology annotation, cellular component: peroxisomal membrane. The record is from RefSeq and is a predicted model, not a curated record. The transcript is spliced from 2 exons. Bases 1 to 711 code for a protein of 236 amino acids.
AUGAGCGCAUCGAUCGGUAGGAUAAGUUGUGUGGUAGUACAUAUUUUCGCGCUGUUACAUGGACCGAGCAUAUCGAUCGGCAAUCGGCAAUCGGCGAUCGGCCCAAUCUGUCGUGCAUUAUGGGCUAGCAAAGAGGCUAACAAUCUUGGUGCGAAGACAACCGAGUCCAUUCAAGUAUUGAAAUUAAUUGAAGGCAUCUUAAGCUCUUUCCGCAAACUGCUUCGGUUUGGAAAAGGGUUUGAGGUGCUUUAUGCCGCCGGUUCUAGCGUGGAAAUGAAACAACUAUCUCAGCAGUUGUUUAUUGUGCUCGGGAAAGUUUCCUCCGGCCUAUUCUUGCUGGCCGAUCACGUCGUAUGGUUAUCGCGAUCCGGUAUCAGUAAAGGGGUGGACGCGACGGAAUGGUUAGCCCGUUCGAACCGGUUUUGGUUAAUUUCGAUCGCGAUGAAUCUGUGCCGCGAUUUGCAGGAACUUUAUCGCCUGACUGUCUACUACAGCAGGUCCAACAUUCGCAACCUAGCUCGAACGGUGUCGGUUAUAUACAACGAAAACAAACCGUUGGUCGUUGAUACGGUGAAGAAUGUUUGCGAUAUUUUCAUCCCACUCAAUGGACUCGGUUACGUGAAAGUUUCGAACCAAACCAUCGGUAUUCUGGGGGCAACAUCUUCCAUCAUGGGUCUGUUACCGUUGAUUUACCCGAGAUUGAAGUUCUAGCGAUGUCCUUUAAAGAAACACAGCGAGAAACUAGUUGAUAAGUUGAAUUGUAAAUAGUUUAAGCGAU